Molecule: messenger RNA, 1680 nt
Organism: Stegostoma tigrinum
Lineage: Eukaryota; Metazoa; Chordata; Chondrichthyes; Orectolobiformes; Stegostomatidae
Product: centrosomal protein of 57 kDa-like
Exons: 10
Coding region: 394-1665 (423 amino acids)
Cellular component (GO): centrosome
Molecular function (GO): microtubule binding; identical protein binding; gamma-tubulin binding
Source: RefSeq, a predicted model, not a curated record
CCACGUGAUAGCAGUGGAGGAGCUGAGCUGCGCGCUGAUGAUGGGUCCAGCAGGUUUUGUGAUUGUGAUUGUUUCGUAGGGUUCGUUUCCCUAUCUAGUAUCUUCCUUUGGAGUUUUUAGACAGAGAGAAAAUUGAAGAGGCACAAAUAAAUCCCCUAAAGUCCCCCCUUCUAUUGACAAAACCUACCUUUUUUUAAACAAUGACAGCGGCCAAUUAGCCGGUUCCACCAAUGAGGUGACGGGGCUGCGGCUGGCGGCCCAACCCCCCCCUCGAAAGGCCUCAAAUGGUGGCCUCGGUUGUAAUGGCUUUUCCGUUCCAGUUUUCAGCGUGGUUGUUUUCUGGGCUUUGUUUGUUGAUUAUUUAUAAACAAUAGCAUAUUCGACUACCCGGAUAUGGCAACCGAUUCUAGGAACAGAAGGCCUUGUUCAGAUGGAAAUUUUCAAGUAUUAACAACACCUGAUAGCUCGUCUGAACCAUCAUUUGCUGUAUACCCAAUAGACAAGCCCUUCCUAAAUCCUGACUUAGGCCAAUCCUCUGAAAAGACUGUUGUUGCAUAUUCUGAGAGCAAUAGCAGAGCUGUACUUUCAGCAUUAAGAAAUCUUCAGGAGAAAAUUCGUAGGUUGGAGGUGGAGCGAACACAAGCGGAGGAAAACUUGAAACGGAUGUCCAAAGUUGCAGCUGAGGGCAAAAACAUCUUGGAUAAGAGCCAGCAAAAAGAAGGCAUUGCAGAGCUAGAAGUGGCACAACAUAGUCAAGCAUUGGCAGCACAGUUGUCAGCAGCAGAAUCCCGUUGUAACAUUCUGGAAAAGCAGUUGGAAUAUAUGCGAAAAAUGGUGCAGAAUGCUGAACAGGGGAGAGAGAUGGCAUUGCAGAGACAGGCACCUUUGGAAAAGAAGAACUUGGCGGAACAAUCUGAUCUACAAUCAAAGCUUGAAAAACUUGACUUAAUCGAGCGAGAAUAUCUUAGACUCACAGCAACGCAGACUACAGCAGAGAAGAAAAUUUCUGAAUUGGAACAGAAGUUAAGAGAAGAAGAACAUCAACGAAAACUGAUACAGGAUAAAGCUGCACAGUUGCAGACUGGCCUGGAAAGGAACAGAAUUUUGCUACAAGCAGUGUCGCCAAUGGUCCCAAAACCAAAGAGAGCAAGAAGCAAGAGGAAGCAGCCAGUCAAGAAAUCUUGUCCAAACCAUUCACAUGCGCAGCCUCAUUAUCGCUUCAACUUAAGUGACGUACCAUUUGUUGCAGGAAAAUCUGCAAGUCCAAGCCAUUCUGUCCGUGCAAAUGUUCAGCAUGUCUUGUAUUUGUUGAAGCAGCACAACAAGAUUUUGUGCAAUGAUCGUGUUGUCAGUGACCAGCCAAUGGCUGGGGACAAAAUCUCUCCAGUUUCCGCCACGAUGCCCGACAGUUCUUCUGGAUCUAUCAUUUCCUCCACAUCUCAUGAGGUGCUGUCUGAAUUACUGUUGGCACUGCAAGAUGAGUUUGGACAAAUGAGCUUUGAGCACCAAGAAUUGGUGAGACAAAUUCAUGAAGCAAACUCAAAUGCAGCGAGAAAGGACUUGGAACAAGAAUUAGAAUCACUGGUGAAAAGAAUAGAAGCAAAAGGAGAUCAAAUCAGGAAAGUCCGUAAACACCAGGCAUCGGUAAGGAUGAAAAUUCUUUAAAUAGGUCAGUUCCUA